GUGUCGCGACCCCAAGACUUCCGGUGGCUUUGGGCCGAAUGUGGGCCACGAUGCAGAUCUGGUGAACCCACGUGCGCAGAACGCCGGCGGCGUGGGCUCGCCGGAACGAGGCGUGGGUCCCCGGAGUGGUCGCGUGGUCGGCAGUGGCGAUGGUGAGUGUGAAGUGGGUGGUGAUCGGGUGGUGCCGAACAAAUGGGUACUGGAGAUUUUCACCAUGGGCAGUCUAGUAAUCCAAGAAUGUGCCCAUUUUGGAGUGGUGGCCUUUAUUGCUGGAUUACAACAAGCCGAUGGCUCCUUUGCCAGUGAUGCGUGGGGCGAGGUGAAGAAUCUUACCCAACAUCCCUCAAUGUCCUUUGGGGAAGUAGUGGCACUGCCAGCCAGCUGCUCUACUCCUGGAGUUGAGCCGGAUUGUCUGGAGCAACUACGCCAAGACUGUCUUGCAGCGAGUGAGAAGUGCUUCUGUGGGGACUACGGCUAUCUUUUCCAUGAAGGUUUUGCUAGCUUUCUAGAGACGAAUGCUUCCGAGGAGGAAGGUGCAAGCUUCUUCUACUGCUGCUCACUUGAGAGUUGUAAGCAUCUUGCACAUAAUUACGACAGUGCUGGGCUGGCCCUCUUGAUUGUGGGUGUGAUCGGAGUUCUGAUUUCAACCUUGUACCUUCAACUUCCGCGAAGGAUCGUGACUCUCAAGCCCAACGACGAGGAAUACCUGGCACCUGCGUGGCGUGGAGAUGGAGCAGCGCUUCAUGACCAGGUGCCGUUCCACGAGUGGUGCGUGAAUCUUGAAGACUUGCGACAGUUCCGCAGGCUGGUCAUGCACGCUGUGGCUCAAGGACAACUUCGGCCCACUGAGCGAGAUCCGUUCGAAGUGAUGGAUUGGACGGGAGGCUCCUUUCUCAUGGAGGUGCGGAAUUUCCGACCGCCGGUUUUACUUGCAGGCGGGUAUUUGUAUGCUAUGCUUGCUGCAUUUGGCAUCGCCGCGAUCGCACUCAGUCCACCUUACCUGUCUGAGCAUCUGAAAAGGUUGAGCGUUGCAGUAAGCUGUACCCUGAUGAGUACCCUAGGGGCAAGGCUUGAUUUGAUCACAGAAAUGGGUGAACUGGGCUGGAUGGUGUCCAAGCUGAGCUGGUUCCAGCUGUGCUGUUGCCUGGAAAUUGACAGAGUGAUGACUUCAGAUGCCUACCUUCGCAGCCAAUUCUUGCAGCGGGGCUUCAGUGGAAGAUUGGUAGAGGCCGAAUGUUCUGCAGUUGCAGACAAAGAGAAUAUCCACCACGAGCUGGCUUUGAGUGGCAAAGCACAGGAGGUGGAAGAUGCCGUGCAAACCUUGAUGCACAUGAAUUUGGUGACGCCUGAGCUAGAAUCAAUAGUGAGUUUGGCAGGCACUCUGGGUGAUGUCUCCUACUUCCGCUGGUUCUUAGUAUCUUUCGGAGUCAUGGUUUGGGCCAUCUUUCCCCUCGUGAAUUACGGCCUUGGCCCCGGGAACAAAUUUAGUGCGUUCCAUGGAACUCUGUUGGUGGAGGCCAUUUUGUGGCUGGCCCUCCUUGCGUGGCUACCACCUGAGCGGCAGACUUUUGCCACAAGUUGGAUGAAAGUUUGGCUGCUUCACCUCUUGGUCUUUGACAUAUAUGACUAUGGUUCUGACAAUCAAUCACUUGUAGCAGCAGCAGUAGUGGGCCCCCUGUGUAUUUUGGUGUCACUGGCAGGGCCGCUUCGCGUCGCUCGUAUCCCCUGCCUGGGCAUUCUUCUCAUCAAACUGUUCGCCUACUGCGCUUUGUCGUCCUUGACCAUCUUGGAUGCCUUGGACCAGAUCGACGUGGAUGCAUGUGUGGAUUGGAUCUUGCGUUGCAUGAACUACGAGGGGUCCUUUGGCCCGGUGCCAAGGGCGGAAUCUCAUGCGGCCUACGUGUUUUGUGCCGUGCAGGCCUUAGCGUUGGUGGAUGCACUGGAGGCUGUGGACGUGGAUCGCCUGGGCUGGUGGCUCUGCGAGCGCCAGACGCCCAGUGGCGGCUUCAACGGGCGACCCGAGAAGGCGCGGCCGUUCUCGAAGCGGUGGAAGGAAGAGGCGCCCGAUGUGUGCUACAGCUGGUGGAUCUUGUCGGCCUUGGUGACCCUGGAUCGCGCGCACUGGAUCGACAUGGAAAAGCUGGCUGACUUCAUAGCUCUCGCACAGGAUCAGGAGGAGAUCCUUGGGUCGAGAGGUGCAGAAGUGCGAAGGGAGUGCUUCGGGCUAGAUGAAUCAAGCAUUUUCCAUAUCAUUAGUAGAGCUCGCUCGCAUAGGAGUGCUUCCACCAUCUUCCGCCGUGGCUGA
Molecule: messenger RNA, 2305 nt
Organism: Durusdinium trenchii
Lineage: Eukaryota; Dinophyceae; Suessiales; Symbiodiniaceae
Source: the annotation of a GenBank genome assembly